AUGGCGGCGACACUGAGCCUGGAGUCCGCGGGCCGCAGCUGCUGGGACCAACCGCUGAGCAUCGCCGUGCGCGGCCUGGCCCCCGAGCAGCCUGUCACCCUGCGCUCUGCCCUGCGCGACGAGAAGGGCGCGCUCUUCCGAGCCCACGGUCCAGGAAUUGGCCUGCUGGGAAUUUCCAAAGGGGCUGAACUCAGCCUCUCCAUGGCCUCUUUUCUGAAAGGCAUCACAGCUGCUGUCAUUAUCAAUGGCUCCAUGGUCAAUACUGGCAGAACCUUAAAAUACAAGGAUGAGAGUCUACCCACUGUGGGCAGUGACAUAAAUCGAACUAAAGUAACCAAAGAUGGCUUUUCAGAUAUGGUGGAUUUUCUGAAUGUCCCUCUGGAAGGAGCUGACCAGAGGAGCAUCAUUCCCGUGGAAAGGUCUGACACAGCCUUCCUGUUCCUUGUAGGUCAGGAUGACCACAACUGGAAGAGCGAGUUCUAUGCCAGAGAGGCCUCCAAACUCCUGCAGGCCCAUGGGAAGGAAAAGCCCCAGAUCAUCUGCUACCCAGAGACAGGCCACUAUAUUGAGCCCCCUUACUUCCCCUGGUGUAAAGCUUCAGUACACAGUUACUUUAAUAUUGUUGUGAUCUGGGGAGGGGAGUCCAGGGCUCAUGCCAUGGCCCAGGUGGAUGCUUGGCAGCAACUCCAGACUUUCUUCCAUAAACAUUUGAAUGAACAUGAGAGGCCAGUCCCAGCAAAACUGUGAUUUUCUUUGAGUGGUGACAUUUCUGGUGGUGAUCCCUCCUGAGAAUAGCUGCCCCCCCCCCCAUUAGGAUGUGUGUGCAUUGUUUUCUCCUUUCAAUAAAGUCUUGAAGUUUUUCCCCACAA
Mastomys coucha (southern multimammate mouse) is the source of this 869-nucleotide messenger RNA. RefSeq names its product acyl-coenzyme A thioesterase 5-like. Gene Ontology annotation, biological process: acyl-CoA metabolic process; fatty acid metabolic process. Gene Ontology annotation, molecular function: fatty acyl-CoA hydrolase activity. The transcript has 2 exons. The record is from RefSeq and is a predicted model, not a curated record. Lineage: Eukaryota; Metazoa; Chordata; Mammalia; Rodentia; Muridae. Bases 1 to 747 code for a protein of 248 amino acids.